Molecule: messenger RNA, 1507 nt
Organism: Hermetia illucens (black soldier fly)
Lineage: Eukaryota; Metazoa; Arthropoda; Insecta; Diptera; Stratiomyidae
Product: odorant receptor 22c-like
Exons: 8
Coding region: 152-1330 (392 amino acids)
Biological process (GO): detection of chemical stimulus involved in sensory perception of smell; sensory perception of smell
Cellular component (GO): plasma membrane
Molecular function (GO): olfactory receptor activity; odorant binding
Source: RefSeq, a predicted model, not a curated record
AUAUAUCUGUCGAUAUUGCUAAAAGCUUGCCAAUUGGAUAGCUACCAGUCACUGAGUAACUUUCAUUUCAAAUAUAUCUGCAGUUUGUCCUUCCCAAGCUUAGAAGUAUUUCAGUGUUAAAAGUACGGAAAAUUAUUUGAAAGAAUAAGAAAUGGAGCUAGAGUCGAUAGAUUUAGAAUUUUACCGUGUGCCAAAGUUUGCGUUACUCGUUCUCGGAUUUUGGCCCGAAACAAAACUAACUCCUAUUCGAAUUAUCCACGGAGUCAUCAAUCUAAUCAUUCUAUCAUGGGCAGUAAUAUCUGAAAUGUGUUCAGGAUUUAUGCUAAUUCAACAACCAAUUGUGGCGUUGGAUGCAAUUGCACCAUCACUUUCAAAAUUGGUAACAAUAUUAAAAUUGACUGUGAUGUGGACAUCGCGUAUUCGAUUUCGAAUUUUAGUUAACGAUGCUUAUGAUUUGUUACAAGUAGAUAACAGCGAAAAGAAACUCAAAAUACUUAAAAAGAUGAAGAAAUUUACAGCUGCCCUCGGCUUUAUUGUAUUCCUCUUAGGAAAUGCUACCAACGCGGCGUAUUUUUUUCGUCCUAUUGUGAAUAAUGCUUUGGAUUACUACAAUGGAAGAAAUGUUACAAGAGAAAUGCCGUUUAUUGCAUGGGUUCCUUUUCCGACAACCAAUAUUGUAGCUUACUGCCUUGGAUACAUGGUUAAUUCUUAUUUUGGAUUUAUAGCAGCAUUUGGAUUUGGUGGGGUUGAUGGUUUUUUUGUCCAGUCUUGUAUGUACUUGUCGACUUUAUUUCAAAUAUGUCGAGAAGAUGCAAAGUUGGCUUUUUUCGCUGGAACGUUCAAUGUAGCUUCUGUAGAGCAAAAUAUAAUUACUCGGAAGAAGCUAUCGGCAGCUAUUGAAAAACAUAACAAGAUUAUGGAUAUGUGCGAGGAAUUAGUGGAUUUAUUCACGCUCAUUAUAUUAGCACACUUUCUAUCUGCGGCCCUUGUUAUAUGCGUCACUGCUAUCGACUUUUUGAUGGCUUCAGGAUUUAAUAUUGUUGUCUACGUUGUGCAUAGCCUAAUGGUGAUUUUUGAAUUAUUCGUCUAUUGCAUUGGUGGAACUGGCGUUUUUGAAUCUAGUAUAGACGUUGCUAGAGCUGUUUACUUCCGUGAGUGGUAUAAGUAUGAUAUCAGCACUCAAAAAAUGAUCGGGCUGAUAAUGGUAAGAUCACAGAAAGGUACUAAUGUGCAAGUACCAUUCUUUGCACCGUCAAUACCGGUCUUCGGUACGAUGUUGGGAACAGCUAUGUCAUAUAUUACUCUUUUAAGAACUUUCUUGCAGAGGUAAAUCCUGAAAAAAUUGAUUGUAAACAUUUUACUUGAAUAAAACUAGAAUUGAAAAUAACUGGCUCAGAUCAGUUCAAAUUUGCACUAGAUAACAUUAUAUUAUUUGUGAGAUUUUCUGAAUUCUCUCGUCAUGCAAGUUAUGGAGUUUAAAUAAAACGACUUAAAAUUUAGAAUUCAA